Dalotia coriaria is the source of this 4728-nucleotide messenger RNA. RefSeq names its product probable multidrug resistance-associated protein lethal(2)03659. The record is from RefSeq and is a predicted model, not a curated record. Gene Ontology annotation, molecular function: ATP hydrolysis activity; ATP binding; ABC-type transporter activity. Gene Ontology annotation, cellular component: membrane. Gene Ontology annotation, biological process: transmembrane transport. Bases 593 to 4591 code for a protein of 1332 amino acids. NCBI's taxonomy places the organism in Eukaryota, Metazoa, Arthropoda, Insecta, Coleoptera, Staphylinidae. The transcript has 7 exons.
AGCAUCAGUAGUACUCGUACAUCAGCAACAAGCUGCUACCGCCUGCGCUGCGCGCAACUCGCCUCAACGAAGUUGAAGUCCCGUUUAAUUCCGUGCGGUAAAUUCGACUCGCAGUUCGUUUUGUUCGCUUCGACAAGCCAGCAUCGCUCGCGUCGUGUGUUUUACCGAUGCACAGCACAACUAAACUGCCGCAAUUCAAUCUCAUCGCAACUACAAUCGACAUUUAAUCAUUUCAUUAAUUAAAUUAAUAAUCAGUUUAAUUAAAAUAACGCGUCACUAUAAAUCAAAUGUGAUUUCUUUAAAAAUUUGCUAAAUUAUGUGCCUUUAUCUUGAAUAAUAUUAAUAAAAAAACAACGAAACGCAAUACGAAAACGUAACUUCCCGAGUUAAAAAUCUAGAAGGCAAUUCAAUGUCUUAAAUUCCAAUCUAUACAUAAUGUUUAAUAAACAACGCGGAGUUAUUGCGGUUAAUACUAAACAUCGACGGAUAAAUAAAAUAUAAAUAACGAUAUCUUAUUUCAUUAAUUAAAUUAGGUUACUGAUGAAGUGACAUGAAUUAACGUUAAAAAUUGCACAAUUUCAUUACCAUUACCAUGGAUACGAGCAAAAAGUUCGACAACAAAAGCCCGGAGCUCUCGUCGAAUUUCUUAUCGAAAUUAGUGUUCGGAUGGGUUCUUCCUUUUUUUCGUAUUGGUUUGAAGAAAAAUAUAGAACUAAAGGAUUUGUACAACUCUACAAAACCAGAUUUAUCUGAACAGCUGGGAAAUGCAUUAGAAAUAAAUUGGGAGAAAGAAUUAUUGCGUGCAAACCGUGACAAAAGAAAGCCCUCAUUAUGGAAAGCUUUAUCAGCGACGUUUUUCCGCCAGUUUGCAGUUUGGGGCCUCAUAUUGUUCCUGCAAUCGAUUGUUUUCAAACUAAGCCAUCCAAUCAUCCUCGCCCACCUGAUUAAAUACUUUGAUCCUGCCAAACCCUACUCGGAACACGAAGGCUGGUUGCUUGCCUUCGGCGUUAUCCUUGUUUCUCUCCUAAACAUAAUCUGCAUCCACCAUGCAAAUAUCGGAUGUCUACGGAUUGGAAUGCGGUGUCGCAUUGCCUGCUGUUCACUUAUGUACAGAAAGUUACUUAAAUUAAGUAAAGCAUCACUUAAUCAAACUGCGACUGGUCAGAUGAUUAAUCUUAUGUCAAAUGAUGUGCAGCGGUUCGAAUUUUUCUGUUCUUUUCUGCAUUAUAUUUGGAUAAUGCCGAUUCAGGCUGUUGUGGCGUCGUAUUUGAUGUGGGACAGCGUCGGCUGGCCGGCAGUCGUGGGUGUUUUGACUAUCGCCGUACAAGCGAUACCUCUGCAAGGAUACUUAUCAAAGCUACAAGGGUCUUAUCGCUCGGAGAUUGCGGGCCGGACAGAUUAUCGGGUGAAAAUCAUGUCGGAAAUCACCAGCGGUAUUCAGAUAAUCAAAAUGUACGCGUGGGAAAAACCAUUUGAGAAGGUGGUUGAACUGGCGCGUAAGUUGGAGAUUGAUAUCAUCACGAAAAAAUCGUAUAUUUUGGGCUAUACCACAGCGUUGAUGGUUUUCACCGAACGCACAAGUCUCUACGUCACUGUGUUGUUUUAUGUUUUGUCUACGGGUAAUCCACUAUCGGGCGAGUUGGUUUUUUCAAUGGCGCAGUUCUUUAAUACCAUUCAGUUGUACAUGGCAAUUCUUUUCCCGCUGGGGGUUGUGUUUGCUUCCGAAUGCCAAGUUUCAGUCAGGAGAAUCAAAGAAUUCUUAACGCUAGGCGAAAAUCUACGUAUUAUCGAUGUAGAUGAAGAUAUUAAAGGUGACAAAGGUGCUAUUAAAGUGGUAAAAGGCCGUGCUUCCUGGUCACCGAGUCCAAUCAUCGAAACAUUGACAAAUAUCAACUUUGAAAUUGAGUCUGGAAGUCUCUGCGCAAUUGUUGGAUCUGUGGGUUCAGGAAAAAGUUCCCUUUUACAACUUCUACUACGCGAAUUACCUUUGAAUAGUGGUAAAUUAGAAGUGCAGGGAGAGGUUUCUUACGCGUCGCAGGAGCCGUGGUUAUUUGUGUCCACGGUCCGGAAUAAUAUUUUGUUUGGCCAGCCGUUUGUCAAGUCGAGGUACAAGCAGGUGGUACGUGUGUGUGCGUUGGAGACGGAUUUCGCGCAGUUUCCGCACGGGGAUAAAACAUUAGUCGGCGAGCGUGGUGUUUCCUUGAGCGGGGGACAACGCGCGAGGAUUAAUUUGGCACGGGCGGUUUACCGUGCGGCCGACAUUUAUUUAUUCGACGACCCUCUCAGCGCUGUGGAUACACACGUCGGCAAACAAUUGUUUGACGAGUGUAUUAGUAGACACCUCGAAGGAAAAACUAGAAUUUUGGUCACGCAUCAAUUACAGUUCUUGAAAACUGUCGAUAAGAUUAUCAUUGUGAAUAAUGGACAAAUUGAAAAGAUUGGUACUUAUGCUGAGCUUGCCGAGAAAGAACUUUCACAUUUAAAACAUACAGUGCCUGAAGAAGAAGCCCCAGGCGAAGAUAUCAAACGGACCAAGCGUUUGAUGUCAGUCACAUCGCACGAGUCUAGUAAUGUGGACGAGGAGGAAGACGAACCUGAAGAGACGCAGGAAUUGAUGGAGAAAGGAUCAAUACCGACGUCCACUUACGUUGAUUACUUUAAAUCCGGUGCUAAUGUGUGCGUGUUGGCACUCUUGGUGUUUCUCAUUCUCAUCGCACAGAUGUUCUGUAACUCUAGCGAUUUAUGGCUGAAACACUGGACGAAUCAAGAAGAGAAUGUGUGUGCUGAUCAACUAAAUGAGUUUAACAGCACUACAGAAGACGGAAAUUCAACAGAUUUUGUAUGUUUUAUAUCUGAUAAUCCAAGAUAUAUGAAUAUCAACAUUUAUACUGGUCUGAUUGUCGCAACUGUUAUCUUAACAACCGUACGUUCGUUAUUCUUCUAUAAAGUGUGCAUGAACGCGUCGAAAUCUCUGCAUAAUCAGAUGUUUUCCAAUAUUUUGCAAGCAACGAUGCGAUUUUUUGACACUAAUCCAUCAGGGAGGAUUCUCAAUCGUUUUUCGAAGGAUAUAGGAGCGAUUGAUGAACUUCUACCCCGUUUAAUGCUUGAUUCCAUACAAAUUUUCAUGGUGAUGUCUGGUAUUUUGGUGAUGGUUUGGAUUGUUUCGCCAAUUAUGAUUGCGCCAACACUUGUUUUGGGUGGUAUUUUCGCUUGGAUUCGUUAUAUCUACAUGUCAAGCGCGCAGGACAUCAAAAGAUUGGAAGGUGUAACUAAAGCUCCAGUGUUUUCACAUGUUUCUGCGUCCCUGUCAGGAUUGACCACGAUUCGCAGCAGUGGAGCGCAGUAUUUAGUCGCGAAAGAGUUUGAUGUUCUACAGGAUCAACACACUUCGUCUUUUGUACUUAUGAUUUUUGCUAGUGAAGCAUUUGGGUUUUAUUUGGAUUUAUUAAGUGUGUUCUUCGUCGCUGUAGUAACACUUCAAUUCUUUGCAUAUGAUACUGUUAUGGAGGGAGAUGUUGGUUUGGUAAUAUCCCAGUCAUUGAUUUUGACUGGAAUGUUACAAUAUGGAAUGCGGCAGACUACAGAAGUUGCUAAUAACAUGACGAGUGUUGAAAGAGUGUUACAAUACACAAAAUUAGAUAAAGAAGGACCUUUCGAAUCAACUCCAGCGCAGAAACCGCAUCGUGAUUGGCCGAUGAAAGGCGAAGUUAAACUUAAGAAUCUUUAUCUACAGUAUUCCACCAGUGAUCCGCCUGUUUUGAAAAAUUUGAAUUUAGAAAUUCCUGCAGGGUUUAAAGUUGGUAUUGUGGGUAGAACCGGUGCAGGUAAAUCUUCGAUGAUCGCUGCCGUGUUUCGCCUGGCUCCAAUUGAAGGAACUGUCGUAAUCGACGAUGUUGAUACGAAGAACAUCGGUUUGAAUGAUUUACGCAGUAAUAUUUCGAUUAUUCCACAAGAACCCGUUUUAUUUUCGACUACUGUUCGACAUAAUCUGGAUCCAUUCGAUCGUUGCAAUGAUGAAACACUAUGGAAAGCUUUGGAAGAUGUUGAAUUGAAAGAUGCGGUACAAAAACUCGAACAGGAAGUGAGCGAAAGCGGUUCGAACUUCAGCGCUGGUCAACGACAAUUGAUUUGUCUAGCGCGUGCGAUUAUUAGAAAGAAUAAAGUUAUUAUUAUGGAUGAAGCUACUGCCAAUGUUGAUCAUCAAACUGACGCUCUCAUCCAGAAAACAAUCCGUCAUAACUUCCAGGAUUGCACAGUCCUGACAAUCGCACAUCGCCUCAACACAAUCAUGGAUUCCGAUCGUGUUGUGGUGAUGGAUCACGGUGAAAUCGUCGAAUAUGCACAUCCCUACGAGCUGCUACAAAACAAAGAUGGCGUAUUCUACGCCAUGUUGCAACAAACCGGAGAGAGUAUGUUUGCAAACCUCUUAGAAAUCGCGCGUGAGAGCUAUGAACAAAAAGCGGAAACAAAUGAGACUCAGCGUGUGAACAAUGCCACUUCGAUGCACAGCGUCGCCUUGGACGAAACCACCGACAAUUCGGACGGUGGUGAGGACGAAAACGAUGACAAUGAUUCCAAAAAUGCAACUUAAGGUGCCUAAGAAGUGCUGAAUAAUUGAUUUAGAAUUGCAGUUAAGUUACAAAAUAGUUUUAUUACUGUUGAAAUGUUUGAUAUUUACUUAUAUUUUUGUAUGUUCAACAAAACCAAAGUGUUUAACUCUUAGAUUAA